AUGUUCACUGCUGUCGGCUCACAAAUACCCAUAAACCCUUAUAUAACUCCAUCCUCCUCACCAGCCCCCAAACCAUCUGCCAAGCCUACAAACAUCAGAAUCUCACCGACAGGUAUGUUCCUAUCCAUCAGAAUAAAAAUGGCCUCCCCCAGUAGUUUCAUCACCAUCGCCUCCCCCACUGCAACACUCGAUGCCUCAACACAGCACUAUCACGGCAAUCCCAGCCGCUCUGACAAGAUAGCCAUCAUUGGUUUGGCAGUCGGCAUGGCGGUUCUGUUUCUCCUCUUUAUUGUUCCGUGCUGUUGUCUGCAGUAUCUGGCCCAUCGGCAGCAGAAGAAGGAGCAGAGAAAAGAGGUUCAGGAGCGUGCUACAAGAGCGGCGAGACUCAAUGUGGCGGCUGGUAAUGGGUCAACUGCGGAACAGGUUUAGGUAAGUUAUAGCGAGUGUACACUCAGGCAGGUAGGUCAGACAAGGUAGAGGUUGAGGUUGUUUGGAAUGGCUGUAAGUGUAUGUGGCUAUCAGUGCCAGUCAUCUAGAAAUGAUAUGUUCGCAGACUUGGGCAUUCAUUAACCAAGUCCAAACGGUUACAUGAUCUUGUCCAUACGCAAGUUUAUUAUCUUCUUCACUUAUCGUUUGCUACACAGAAAUAUACAAAAACAGUGUUCCCAUA
This is a messenger RNA of Fusarium odoratissimum NRRL 54006, 670 nucleotides long. RefSeq lists its product as uncharacterized. The record is from RefSeq and is a predicted model, not a curated record. Bases 1 to 429 code for a protein of 142 amino acids. The transcript has a single exon. NCBI's taxonomy places the organism in Eukaryota, Fungi, Ascomycota, Sordariomycetes, Hypocreales, Nectriaceae.